Molecule: messenger RNA, 1427 nt
Organism: Ahaetulla prasina
Lineage: Eukaryota; Metazoa; Chordata; Lepidosauria; Squamata; Colubridae
Gene: TPT1
Product: tumor protein, translationally-controlled 1
Exons: 6
Coding region: 131-649 (172 amino acids)
Cellular component (GO): cytoplasm
Molecular function (GO): calcium ion binding
Source: RefSeq, a predicted model, not a curated record
UGGCUAUAUGAGCUCCGCGGAGGCGCCUCCUCGGCCUUUUUCCGCCUCGUUCUUCGCUCGCGCCGGGGGCUGCCGCCACUAGCGCUCUUCCACCCGGCCUGACGCCGCCCGCCUGCCCGCCGCCUCAGCCAUGAUCAUCUACCGCGACUGCAUCAGCCAAGAUGAGAUGUUCUCGGAUAUCUACAAAAUCACAGAAGUUGCCAAUGGCCUCUGCCUGGAAGUGGAAGGGAAGAUGGUCAGCAGGAAAGAGGGUGAGAUUGACGAAGCCUUGAUUGGGGGAAAUGCAUCGGCCGAAGGCCCAGAAGGUGACUGCACAGAGGCCACAGUCAUCACCGGCGUUGACAUCGUCAUGAAUCACCACCUCCAGGAAACCUCUUUCACUAAGGAGUCUUACAAGAAGUACAUCAAGGACUACAUGAAGUCAAUCAAAGCCAGACUUGAGGAAACCAAGCCAGAGAGAGUAAAGCCUUUCAUGACAGGCGCAGCUGAACAAGUAAAGCACAUUCUUGGAAACUUCAAAAAUUAUCAGUUUUUUGUAGGCGAGAAUAUGAAUCCAGAUGGCAUGGUGGGGCUACUGGACUUCCGCGAAGAUGGCGUGACCCCCUAUAUGAUUUUCUUUAAGGACGGAUUAGAGAUGGAGAAAUGUUAACAAGACAUCAAAUCAUUCCGAAUCAUUUGUCAUCAUAAUUGGCUGCUGCUCUUUAUUCAUCAACAAAACAUCAUGACUCAACAAUGUCUGAAAAAAACUGGACUGAUUGAUAUCAUCUUGAGCUUUAAUUUGAUUUAUUUUGACCCCCCUCCCCCGAAUUAUAAUUGAAGUGUGGAGAGGCAUUGGUUUUUUGUUUUUUUUUAAGAGAAAAAAAAACACCAAACUUGUCUUGUAGGCUGUCUAAAAUUAAAAACAAACAAACUCAUUUAAACCCAGCCUAGGUAAUGCCUCUUGGUUUAAUGUGUUGAGCGGGCUUCUCGUAGCUGUUGUGCAUCCAUAGAGUGUGGCCUUAGUGGUUGUGUCUCCAGAUAUCGGGACUUCGAAACUGGAAGUUCGAUUGGCCAUUCCCUGAACUGCUUUUUUUAGACACUUGUUGGGAAAAAAAACCCCGGUCUAACAAAGAAAUCAGCUUGACUUUCUGAAGCGGACUUGACACCUUUUUAACAACGCACGAUAACUACUCGGACGACAACCCGGGAGAGGUCUGGAUGUGUGGUGUGGCUUUGCACGCUAAUCUCGGGUGUUUCACCAGUGAAGGAGAGAUGGCGAUUUUUUCCGACAAACAUAUCAUGCUGAUUGAGCAGAAAAGUGGGAAGAGAAUUCUUGGCCGCGGAAACGAGAAUAUUGGGCAAACAACCGACACAUUCGCGAGGCAUUGCUUACGUGCUGUAAUACGAAAUAACUGUAAUUUAAAUACAUGAGUAUAAUACCAAUUGAA